Messenger RNA from Cryptotermes secundus, 1669 nucleotides. RefSeq names its product dynein assembly factor with WDR repeat domains 1. Gene Ontology annotation, molecular function: ubiquitin binding. Gene Ontology annotation, biological process: proteasome-mediated ubiquitin-dependent protein catabolic process; ubiquitin recycling. Gene Ontology annotation, cellular component: cytoplasm; nucleus. Bases 491 to 1669 code for a protein of 392 amino acids. Lineage: Eukaryota; Metazoa; Arthropoda; Insecta; Blattodea; Kalotermitidae. The transcript has 7 exons. The record is from RefSeq and is a predicted model, not a curated record.
UGUUAAUUGGUUAGUGUGACGGACCAGAAUGAAAGACCUUAAAGUUAGUGAGUUUGUUAUAUCAUAUGCACAGGCUACUGGGUAUUCAGAACUGACAUACUGCAAAUUUAAAUUUAAUUUUCUGUGACAGAGGUGCUUUAACAUGAAUGAAAAAGGAGAGGCUAGGUUUACAACCUAGCAUAGGCUACAGUUUGUAACAGAAGCCAUGAGAGAUUGAAGAAUAAAUGCUAGACCCAUUUGUUGCUGACAACAGCAGAAGAAGUUUGAUCCUGGAACAUGACCCCCUGUAAACUGCAUACACAUGGAACGUACCUUAUCUUGUGUUAUAUAUGUGGUAUAUUUGAAAGAGCCACACUGAAUACUAUUUAAAAAAAAAAAGAACCUUACUAUGGACAACCGUUCCACUGUCGGCUUUAAUGGUAAUAUAUUUCAAUACAGAGUUACAGGCCACUGAAACCUAAGGGUUCAUUUUUGGCUUCCUUGUAUAUCCAUGGACAGAACUUAUAUUUACUUAUACAUUUUUUCCUGCAGGACUAAUGUCAAUGAAUUGGCAGCAUCCAUAGCAGCGGACGAGCCUCUAGUUACUCCCAAUGUGAUUCCUCAACUUGCUGAGUCACUUGCUAAGCUCCAGACAAAGAUCAGCAAUGCAAAUAACCAUCGGUUUCAUAAGUACAAGACUCUCAAGACACAUCUGCUGCCACUGACUAAUGUUGCAUUUGAUAGGAGAGGAAAACGCUGUAUCACUGGGAGUUAUGAUCGUACUUGCAAACUUUGGGAUAUCGACUUUGGCAAAGAACUCGUCACCCUGGAAGGUCACAAAAAUGUAGUUUAUGCUGUAGCAUUCAACAGUCCAUGUGACGACAAGAUAUUGACAGCCUCUUUUGAUAAAACUGCUCGCUUGUGGUCAGCUGAGACAGGUGAAUGCUACAACACUUUGUGGGGUCACACAGCAGAGGUGGUCACAGUUCAGUUCAACCCCCGAAGGCUUCUGGUGGGCACUGGCUCCAUGGAUUUCACUGCCAGACUUUAUCAUAUUGCCACAGGACAAGAAGUGGCAACAUUACGUGGGCACACAGGAGAAGUAAUUGCUUUGCAGUUCUCCAGUGAUGGCAACCAGAUAAUCACUGGUUCAUUUGAUCAUUCUAUCAGCGUCUGGGAUACCCGCACAGCAAAAAGAGUAGGUAUCCUUAGUGGUCACUCAGAAGAAAUUAGUAACUGCUUGUUCAACCACGACUGUACGCUUAUAGCUAGUAGCUCCAUGGACAAAACAGCAAAGGUGUGGGACCAACGUACCUCCUCCAGUCUGGCUACCAUUAUGGGACACAAUGAUGAGGUUCUAGACAUUGCAUUUGAUUACACGGGUCAUCGCUUGUCAACAGCAAGUAGCGAUGCUACUGCAUGCAUAUGGGAUGUUCACUCAGACUUCAAGCUAUUGGCUAAAAUGGAGGGUCACAGGGAAGAAGUCUCCAAGGUCUGUUUCAGUCCUGCAGGGGCUCAGCUUCUGACAGCAUCAUUAGACAGAACAGCUAGACUGUGGAAUACAGACACAGGCCAAUGCAUCCAGAUACUUGAGGGACACACAGAUGACGUAUUUUCAUGUGCAUUCAGUUACAAUGGAGAUAUUAUCAUCACAGCUUCCAAGGACAAUACAUGCAGGAUCUGGAGGUAA